UGCUGUUAAUACCUAUACCAUAGCUAUAUAAAGUCGAUAUCAAAACAAAUUUGCUCAUUGCUAGUGAACUGACAAUCAGAGCAACAUGGCUACUAAGAAACUGCAUUAUUUUGACGUCAAUGGACUUGGUGAAGCCAUCAGGUACAUACUGCACUAUGCUGGGGAGAAGUUCGAAGACAUCAGAUAUGAUAGGAAGAGUUGGCCAAUCAAGAAUGUCAAGGACUCUCUUCCCUUCGGCCUGUUGCCUCUGUACGAAGAGGGCAACCGUUCUCUGCAUCAGUCGUUAGCAAUCGCCAGGUAUGUCGCCAGGAAGGCCAACCUCGUGCCAACUGACCCCUGGGAGGAGGCUGUGUUGGAUGCUGUUGUCUACAGUGUCUACGACAUCUGGGGCCAUCUCAUCCCUUACAUCAAGGAAACCGACCCGGUAAAGAAACAAGAAAUCAAGAAGAAGAUGAUGGAUGAAACCAUUGACUACUUCUUCUCAAGGUUCGAGAAGGAACUUAAGAAAAAUGGCGGAUAUUUUGGUGGAAAAUUGACCUGGGCUGACUUCAUCCUUGUCACCUUUGUUGAAGCCGUCAAUCUGUUCUUCGACACUGAAAUUGAAAGGAAUUACCCCGCGGUCAAAGCUCUAGUCCAAAAGAUCCAGUCAUUACCUAGAGUUAAGGACUACAUCGCCACCAGGAAGCCUUACACUGUCUAGAUGUUACAUAAUAUUUGUCAAGAUUAAUAAAUUAUAUUUUAUUAUA
Molecule: messenger RNA, 746 nt
Organism: Pectinophora gossypiella (pink bollworm)
Lineage: Eukaryota; Metazoa; Arthropoda; Insecta; Lepidoptera; Gelechiidae
Product: glutathione S-transferase-like
Exons: 5
Coding region: 86-700 (204 amino acids)
Biological process (GO): glutathione metabolic process
Molecular function (GO): glutathione transferase activity
Source: RefSeq, a predicted model, not a curated record